AGGUGGACAAGAUCCGCAUCGAAGACCACCUGUGGUUUUGGCAUGGGGUUGAAACGAAGAGAACUACUCCGAGCCCCUGUCGAUUCGAGGGUUGCCCAGACGCAGGGACGAUGACGUUUCUGAGCCGUCACAUCGAAGGGGUCCACUUCUCUGCAUCCUAUCGAUGCCCCUAUUGCAAGAAGCUGUCGGCGAGGACCGAUUCUUUGAUUCGGCAUCAGAAGGGGUGCAAACCAUUGCUUGCUAGCAGGGCCCAUGCUGAGCAUGGAAAGUACGAAUUCCGUAUCCAAGAAAUGAUCAAGGCAGUUUCUGGAUAUAUCGUUCCUGCCCAUAACGCAACCUAGGACAGCGUCUGAAUAUGUUGAAUCUAAUUCUUGACACAACUACGGCUGAUGACACACAUUCUAAUAUAUAUUACCGACAUUCCUUUAGACUAUUCUCUCUACGGCUAACGACACUCGUUUCAUUCUAUUACCAACAUUCCUUCGGAAAUUUAUUCUCUCUACGGUUAACCACACUCGCUUCAUUCUAUCACCGACAUUCCUUUCGAAUAUUCGCUCUUUUCGUCCUUGUUCAGUGCAUCUUCUAUAUGGUUAUUGGUUUAUCUUUAUUGCACGCUGGGCGUGGUCAUCGUAUCUUACCAUGGUGCUCGGUCUAUCUUACAUACGGUUGGAUUUUAUGGGAAGGAAGUUGGAAGUAGCUAGUCACUAUCAUGGAGCUUGGAGCUUUGCAUCGUCAAUAUUGUUAUGAAUGAAAUAUACGGAUAUUGAACGCUUGAGCGAUUCGGAGUACACGAUCAAGG
This is a messenger RNA of Suillus discolor, 799 nucleotides long. RefSeq lists its product as uncharacterized. Bases 356 to 697 code for a protein of 113 amino acids. The transcript has 2 exons. NCBI's taxonomy places the organism in Eukaryota, Fungi, Basidiomycota, Agaricomycetes, Boletales, Suillaceae. The record is from RefSeq and is a predicted model, not a curated record.